GCUGCGGCGGGGAGCUGUCAUUGUCUGGGGAGCGCCUGCCGGCCGGUCCGCCCACACCCUCCCGGGAAAGGAGGCGGUGCCUGGGCCCGCGGCGGAGGGUCUCCGCCGGGGCUGGCGGCGCAGCGGACAGCUUCCCUCCCUCCCGGUUCCCCUGUUGCCCGCGCUGGGGCGCCUCUCCCGCUCGCUGGGCUGCUCCGGGCUCGCCGCGGCCAGCGGGGCUCGAGAGGGGCAGCCGUUCCCGGCCGAGCGCGCAGCCUCCGGAGUCUGGAAGAUGCCCUUGAGCCUUCCCACAGCCCUGCGUGUUUCGGGGACCACCCUCUUUGCCGUGACGGUGCUGGGGGGCAUUCUGGCUGCCUACGUCACAGGCUACCAGUUCAUACACACGGAGCAGCACUACCUGUCCUUUGGGCUCUACGGAGCCAUCCUGGGCCUCCACCUCUUCAUCCAGAGUUCCUUCGCCUUCCUGGAGCACCGGCAGAUGCGCCUGGAGGGGCGACCUCUGAAGCUGCAAGCCUCAGUGGCCCUCUGCAUCGCUGCCUACCAGGAGGACCCGGACUACCUGCGCAAAUGCCUGCGCUCCGUCCAGCGCAUCUCCUUUCCCAGCCUCAAGGUGGUGAUGGUGGUGGAUGGCAAUGGGGAGGAGGAUGCCUACAUGCUGGACAUCUUCCAGGAGGUGAUGGGCUCAGAGCAGACCAGUUGCUACAUCUGGAGCAGCAACUUCCACGCUCAGGCGGUGGAUGAGACGGAGGGUGCCCAUCGGAAGGCCAUGCAGCACGUCCAGAGCCUUGUCCGCAACCACACCCACUCCUGUAUCAUGCAGAAGUGGGGGGGGAAGCGGGAGGUCAUGUACACAGCCUUCCGUGCGCUGGGGGACUCAGUGGACUACGUGCAGGUGUGUGACUCGGACACCGUUCUGGAUCCUGCCUGCACCGUGGAGAUGCUCCGGAUCCUGGAGGAGGACUCUCGUGUUGGUGGUGUUGGUGGAGAUGUCCAGAUCCUCAACAAGUACGACUCUUGGAUCUCCUUCCUGAGCAGCGUGCGGUACUGGAUGGCGUUCAACGUGGAGCGGGCCUGCCAGUCCUACUUUGGGUGCGUCCAGUGCAUCAGUGGGCCCCUGGGGAUGUACCGCAACUCCCUGCUGCAGCAGUUCCUAGAAGACUGGUACAAUCAGACCUUCCUGGGAAGCAAGUGCAGCUUUGGGGACGACCGGCACCUCACCAACCGUGUCCUCAGCCUGGGCUACCACACGAAGUACACGGCGCGCUCCAAGUGCCUGACGGAGACCCCCACCCGGUAUCUGCGCUGGCUCAACCAGCAAACCCGCUGGAGCAAGUCCUACUUCCGGGAGUGGCUCUAUAACGCGCUCUGGUUCCACAAGCACCACCUCUGGAUGACCUACGAGUCAGUGGUAACCGGCUUCUUCCCAUUCUUCCUCAUCGCCACCGUCAUCCAGCUGUUCUACCGUGGCCGUGUCUGGAACAUCCUCCUUUUUCUCCUGACGGUGCAGCUGGUGGGCAUCGUCAAGGCCACCUAUGCCUGCUUCCUGCGGGGCAACGCAGAGAUGAUCUUCAUGUCUCUCUACUCCUUACUCUACAUGUCCAGCCUCCUGCCGACCAAGAUGUUUGCCAUUGCCACCAUCACCAAGUCUGGCUGGGGCACCUCUGGCAGGAAAAGGAUUGUGGUCAACUUCAUUGGUCUCAUCCCCGUCUCAGUCUGGGUGGCGGUGCUGCUGGGCGGGCUGGCAUACACAGCCUACCGCCAGGACCUGUUCACAGAGACCGAGAUGGUCUUCCUCGUCUCAGGGGCCAUCUUGUACGCCUGCUACUGGGUGGCCCUGCUCACCCUCUACCUGGCCAUCGUGGCCAGGCGCUGCAGCAAGCCGCAGGAGCAGUAUGGCUUGGCCUUUGCGGAAGUAUGAUAUGCUGCAGGAAGACAAUGGAGGGAACUGGAGCAAGAAACUCCAUGGAUCAGCACUUUCCCUGUGUGGCUGAGCCAUGGGAAGGGCUGGCCCCACCUUGCUUGAGAUAGUGUUUCAUGUGGCUCAUCUGGAAGCAGCUGGCAAAGUCAGCAAGCCGGAACACUUUUCUCUCUCUCUCUCUCUCUCUCUCUCUCUCUCUCUCUCUCUCUCUCUCUCUCUCGGUGGUUGGUGAUGGUGGGGGAUAAACAGGGUUUCUGCUCCAGAACUAUCCCGAGGGGCUGGCAGAAAGACCCUCUUGGACUUGAGCAAAGGACCUUAGCAGCAGCUCACCUGCCCUCCUAUGCAAACAAGACAUUCCUGAAGGGGCUCAAGGUGACCUUCUCCUGAGUGGGUGACAGAGGUGGCUUUCAGAGGCCAUGCUUUGGGGGAAUCACUGUUGGAAGACAUCGUUGAGGCCUCUUGGAGGGAGGGUAGCUCUACCCAGGUCCUCUUUGGCGAUGCUGUCUGUAGGAAAAGCAAGAGGGUGUCUUCCAGUCGUUUCACUGCAGGAAUAACGAGGUGGGGUGGAGGUGGCUGGAGGGAGAAGGCCAGAAAGCUCCGUUUGGGAAAGAGCCCUGAAUGAGGUGCCCACCAGAAAGGGAACUUUCCCAGUCUCCCAGAAUGCCCCCUCCCCUGCGUGGUAGCCAAAGAAAGGGGGGCCUCAGCUGGAGGAGCCGGUUGCCUUAUGGCCACUCCGGAUUUUCCACCAUUUACAUGCUAUCAAGCACAUGAAUGACACCUGAUUUAAUAAUGUUUAGGUGGGCCAGGGUUUGUUCCUGUCUGCAACCCUGUGAUUGUAACAUUGUGUGCACUAUUAGGACAUUCUACCUCUGUCCACACCUCUUGUCCUCGUAACUCUCUGGGGCUUUUCUAUAGAUUCACCCACGGUGCUACUUCCAACUGGGAGAAGAGAGGGAUUGAGAUACUUCACAGGCUUGGGGCUGGAGGGGAACGUUCAGGGCUUCUAGUUCAGGGGUGGUGGAAGCUUUUACUGCAAACAGCAGCUCCACUGAGAGGCAACAUGACACCCUCCUUCCCCCUCACCCCCCUUUGCCAGCUUCCUGCUUAGCCAGCAUCUGAACAGGUGGACACAAGUUUGCUCAGCCACCCCCUUGCGCAGAGCCUGCCUGCCCCCUGCUGGAGUUUAGAGGAAAGGCGGCUCUUCCUAGUUUCAGACCUGAAGAGGAUUCUGCAUGUUUUUACAUCUCCUUUGAAGAGCAAGUUUCUACAUUUUGAGCAAUAUUUUAAACCAUCUCAGAAAAAUUUAGAGACUUUUCUGAAGUUUUGUACAUCUAUUGCCAGAUUAUGCUCUCCUUUUAACAAACCCCAAAUGGCAAGACAGCUAUUUGUCUGGAAAGGUACAGGGUCUCCGGAGGUUGGACUCCAAGGUCCCCUCCAACUCUGACAAUGUUCUGUUCUAAACUUUUUAGCUUAUCAGAAAUAUGGGUAAACUGUAAAUAAGGCCUGCACAUUUAAAAGAAUGCCAGUUAAGUUCCAUGGACUGAAAAAAAUUGUUAUAAUGACAAAAUGUUGCUGAACAUUUUGGUGUUGAAUGCACUAAUACAGCUACCAUCUAGAUGUAUGGACUUCAAUGCCCAUGAUCCCUAGCCAGCAAUUAAACUCUGGCACAUCUGGAGAGCCCUGUGCUGGAGAACUAGCGAAACUUCACGGGCUGGCUGAAUAAAGCUCUCCUGGGUUCUGUGCAUGUUGCUUGCUAGUGGGAGCUCCUGAUUGUAGCCAACACCCAGACUCUUCGGCCUCCUUCAGUUCUCUUGCACGGGAGUCAGGUGCUGGGAGUUAUGGUGCAUCCUUACAACUCUUUGUAUCCUCAGCGGGCAGCUUCAUUGACUCAGACUGAUGAACGGGUAUCAUAGCAUCCUCGUUUAGUUUACUACGGGCAUUAAUCUCUGAACCAAAAAAAGUAUUUAUAUACACCCUUCUCCAGUUAGGUGUAUUCCUGCCCUGUAUAGAACAUUUUAUGUGGAGAAAUUCAUUCUGUAACUAGAUAUUUUGCAGAACAGGUUUGAUUUACAAAUUUUUGUUUCUGAUAUGCAGUUUGUGGGUUUUGUCAGAAAUGAGGAAAUAGUUUGCUUGUGGUUUUUUGUUUUUGGCUUGAAAUGCCGAAUUUGCCAAGCCAUCAAGAGGACCAACCCUUUCCUUGGUACAAAUCCCAAGAGCCUUCAGGCACUCACGGUUUCUCUGCAAUUCCACAGAACAACAAAGUAGAGCUGACUCCUGCUUCAGCAUCUUUGCCCAGACCAUUUCUUGUUAUGCCCAGUAUGCCAACUGGUAUUUUGGGGAACUGAUGCAAAGGGCAAUCACUGGUCCUCAGGUGGGCAGGAGAGGGAAGGAGGGAGGUUCUCCCUAUGCUGCCAUUUUGCACAGGCCUCAAGACCACAGCGGGAGGAAACGCCAGGUGCAGAGGCUCCAAUACUUCACCAAGAGCUGCCAAAUGGAAAGGCUUCUCUCUUCAGGCUGGCUAAGGCUAAAGCAUGUUGGGGAGGAGCCAGGAUCCGGCCCCUCUUUUCGCUCAUCUCCAGCUCUGCUGAGCUUCAGUUUUUGGGUGAUCCUUUUGGGUUCCUGAUGAGUUUUAGAAGUUUUUGUACUCUUUGGUAAUAACACUAGUUGAACACUUAAAAGUUGUUUGUAAGUGUAUUUAUUUUUUACUUGCAUUUUCAUUUUUUAAAAAGAGGUUUGAAUUUUUUUAUUACAUUUAUUACAAUAAUAAACAUUUGUAAACA
This is a messenger RNA of Crotalus tigris (Tiger rattlesnake), 4698 nucleotides long. It is a transcript of the gene HAS3, whose product is annotated as hyaluronan synthase 3. The coding region runs from base 272 to 1918 and encodes 548 amino acids. Gene Ontology annotation, molecular function: hyaluronan synthase activity. The record is from RefSeq and is a predicted model, not a curated record. The transcript has 4 exons. Gene Ontology annotation, biological process: extracellular matrix assembly; hyaluronan biosynthetic process. NCBI's taxonomy places the organism in Eukaryota, Metazoa, Chordata, Lepidosauria, Squamata, Viperidae.